Messenger RNA from Staurois parvus, 381 nucleotides. NCBI's taxonomy places the organism in Eukaryota, Metazoa, Chordata, Amphibia, Anura, Ranidae. The record is from the annotation of a GenBank genome assembly.
CUGUGUCCAAUCACAGCUGAUCACAUGUAAACAGGGAAAUGCCAGUUAACGGUAUUUCUCUCCCCACGAGCUGUCACGCUCGUGACAGCUGACAGCUCAUGAGGAGAGCCGCCCCAGCAACGCCACCUGUCAGUGUCCAUCAGUGCCAGCUCUCAGUGCUCAUCCAUGCCACCUGCCAGUGCCCAUCAGUGCCACAUCAAUGCCACAUAUCAGUGCCCAUCUGAGGUGCCUUUCAGUGUCACCCAUCAGUGCCAUCAGUGCCACCUAUCAGUGCUGCCAAUCAGUGCCAUCUAUCAGUGCCAGUCAGUGCCGCCUAUCAGUGCCAGACAGUGCCACCUAUCAGUGCCAUAUAUGAGUGCUGCCUUUCAGUGCCCAUCAGUG